CUUCUGCGAAUACGCGCACGUUGGUUUUCACAUGUUUAAUUCAUUAAACAAUUGAUUUGGCUUCAUUGAAAGGUGCUACUGGUAAAAUUUCAUCAUGAUUGGUAAAUUGGUUCAUAAAUAAGAAAGUGAAGGAGCCAGAAACGUAAUAUAAAAAAUUACACAAAUUCUGCAUCGGUCGGGAAUCGAACCCGGGUCGGUCGCGUGGUAGCUACAACAAUUCAAUGCUACAACCAUUGUUGCUACGCGUCGGUCCGGUGCAGCGCGCUCUGUGUGAGUAUCUUAGAUCAUAUAAACAAUGAUCUAAGGUGAGUUGAGUAUAGUAUAGGCAGGGAAAUGCGCGAGCUGCGCGCCCCCACUUCGCUCUAGUGAGCGGUACCUAGACGAACGACGACGACGACGGCUAGCAUGUUAUAUAUGGAUAUGGAUCUGUAGGUAGAUCGACUAAUCAGGAUAACUAAAUUAUGACACUCAAGUGACACAUUUUUUUAUUACCUAUGUUGUACACCAUUUUACAGCCCGCACUUAUUUUAUGUCUUAACAUAAUUUUAAGCGACGCAAUCCCAUACAGAGACUUGAGAAGUAUCCUCAGCAAAAAAAAUACCAUCAAUUGGCUCGAUAGUUUCAACAACAGCGACGUUUCACCAAAUCCUUAUUGUCGAAUAUGUUGUAUAACUAUAAAAUCUGAAACUAUCGGGAAACAAUGCGGCUGGCACACACUCUGCAAAUAUAAGCAAAAUGAGGUCGGCCGCAAAUGUCGGGGAUAUAUUAAAAUUCACUUUACAAAAUCCGAGAGGGACGCACUUUUAGACGCUCACAAUACACUCAGAAAUUACGUGGCUAGCGGACAAGAAAGGCGUGGAAAUCCGGGACCUCAACCCAGUGCCUCCAAUAUGAGAGCCUUACAAUGGAGCGAAGAACUGGCACUGGUAGCAGAUCGAUGGAUUAGUCAGUGCAUAUACUCCAAUGAUAUUUGUAGAGAUCUAGACCGGUUUCCGGUGGGUCAAAAUAUUGUACGGGGAAACUUUGCUACGAAUGAUUUACUGUCUUUCAUUAAAGAGUGGUACGAUGAAGUCUUGUACUUUAAUGCCAUUGAGGUAGACUCCUUUCAUUUACCAGAUGGAAAUAGUUCAUUAUUUACCAAAUAUACGCAAAUGAUGUGGGCAGACACAUAUCAAAUUGGUUGUGCCAGAGCAGCUUUUCAGACUCCGAUAGGUUCCAAAGUAAGUUACGUAGAACACUUUUUCUGUAAUUACGGGCCGUCUGGAAAUAUUCCAAAUCAACCAGUUUAUUUAAAAGGACCAGCCUGCACUGCAUGCCCUGAAGGAACAAGUUGUACUUUGGAGUAUCCCGCACUUUGCGAAGUGGAUAUAGCGAUAGAACUGGAAAAAGCAGCCUCAGGUAUAAUGGUGCGGAAGCAAAGCCUUAAAUCAAGGGUGAAGUAUCAUAAUACUGGAGCUUCAUCAGUGAAACCACCCUUACGGAGUUAUGCGUACAUAUUUCUUCUGUAUUGGACAUUUUUAUAAUUGUGAUAUAUCAUAGAAAAAAGUAACGUUUUUCCGAAUUAGAAAAACACUGUUGUAUACCAGAGGGCUAUCGAAUUCAUAAACAUCCGUACUGGACAUUGUUUUUUGCGACUCUGUAAUUAUUAAAAAAUUACAUAUAAUUAUAAAAUAGGCAAGGCGAGACGCAAGGUAUAGAUCUCAUAGGGGAACGAAAUAACAUCCUCUACUACUCUCGGCACCCAUUACUAUAAUGAUCCAUUUAUUUUCCAGUCACUAAACACAAAGCGCCGUAUUCAAUCGAAACGUAAGAAUAAGAAUGGCAUUUUACAACUUAUCCCGUAUAUAGAGGGUACCACCGUCACCAUCAUUAAUUUGUCAACGACC
Photinus pyralis (common eastern firefly) is the source of this 1886-nucleotide messenger RNA. Its product is annotated as venom allergen 5-like. The record is from RefSeq and is a predicted model, not a curated record. Gene Ontology annotation, cellular component: extracellular region. The transcript is spliced from 6 exons. Bases 495 to 1523 code for a protein of 342 amino acids. NCBI's taxonomy places the organism in Eukaryota, Metazoa, Arthropoda, Insecta, Coleoptera, Lampyridae.